Molecule: messenger RNA, 2903 nt
Organism: Chironomus riparius
Lineage: Eukaryota; Metazoa; Arthropoda; Insecta; Diptera; Chironomidae
Source: the annotation of a GenBank genome assembly
AUUAAAUAGGUGCUUCAUUGAAUAUUUCUUUUUGGUUCGACGUAAAUUCUCAGUUACUGAAUAUUGAAUAUUCGUAAAUCACACAAAAUGUCACGAUUAAGUUUGAGGGAAGAAGAUAUCGUAAGGAUAUCACUAGAAUUUCUGAGUAAUCGUGAGCUGCACAUUACUCAACUCGCAUUGGAACGUGAAACGGGCGUAAUCAAUGGAAUAUACUCAGACGACGUGCUGUUUCUCAGACAGCUGAUUCUAGAUGGUCAAUGGGAUGAUGUCUUAGAAUUUAUUCAACCACUUUGUGAACUCCAAGCAUUUGACAUGAAAUUAUUUAAAUAUACAAUUUUAAGACAUAAAUAUAUUGAAUUAUUGUGCAUUAAAAGUGAAGCUGCUGGUAUAACAAUGGGUGCAAAUGUUGAGGGAACUGUCGAGGAAGUGGUUCAAGUUUUAGGACUUCUCGAGAAAUUGGCACCGAGUAAAGAAGAAUAUUCGGGUUUGUGUUUAUUGUUGACAUUGCCGCGUCUUAGUGAUCAUUUAUCGUAUCGAGAUUGGAAUCCAAGUAAAGCUCGUGUUCAGUGUUUUAAAGAAGUAUUUCCAUUAGUGGAGAAAUUCUUACCCGGUGAUAAAAAAAUGAAUCUUACAAAUAUAUAUGCAAAGAAUGAUCGAUUAAUUCAAUUAGUUAUUAAAGGUUUAUUAUAUGAGUCAUGUGUGAAUUAUUGUCAAGCGAAAGCAACAAGUGAUCCAAGUGCAAACGGUGACACCAAUGGCGAAUCAAAAAAUGAAAUAGUGUUUUGCAAAGUUCUAGACAAUAAUAAUGGAUUUACCGACUCAGACUUAUCACUACUCAGUUGGCUACAAUCAAUUCCAGCUGAUGUCUUCUCAAUUCCAUUCGAACAAAAGACAUUAAAUGUUGAUGUCGAGAGAUUAUCGAAACCCGAUUUAGAAGCUUCAUGGACGGAACACAUGCUUAUGACACCAAUUAAACCAAAAAUUUUCCCUCACUCAGUGAUGCCUUUUACAAGACCCAAAACAGCUUGCGAUUUAAUGACAAAAUCUUUACUUGUGCCCUCAUAUGAUGCAACUGUCUCAACGGUUCUCGCAGAAACAAAACGAACGGAAGAUGGAUAUGGAAUGUCGCGAUCAAGUUUCGCUAGUUUUCAUUUGACCGGAAUAAAACCUAGUUCUGGUAAAAUGAUGCAAUCAAGUGUGGAUCGUUUGUUUGAAAGUGAUGGAGAUGUAUUUCUAAGCAGUAAUUUCAACGAUUUUCAACCUCAAAUAUUACCGUCGAUUGACGAAAUAGCUUCCAUUAACUCCAAAUCACCAGAACCUGUUCAAAAAGAUAAAGAUAGCCCAAAUACAUCAACAGCAAAGAGCUCACGUCGAGAUAGCUUAAACGAACGAGUGAUAAAUGCACAAAGCUCAUCAUUCGGCGAACAUGAACACAUACACUCACCUAAUCAUUCUCAACAACCGCAUGUACCGAUGGUUCCAAUACAAUCACCUCCAAUUCACCAUGUGAUGCAACAACAUCCAUUACUAGAAAAUAAACAAGACUUACCUGUUCGAAAUAGUAAUAAUUUCUUUGAUAACUCACUGAAGCAAGUGUCAAAUGCGGAGGCUUCUGCUAGCGGCGGUGGAGAACUUUUUGAAAAGUUUCAACAGAAACAGAAAAAUUCUAAAGACAGCUCAAAUUCAAUGGGUGGAAAAAGUUCGACGAAAGCAAAUGGAUUCAGCGACUCUAUUAUAAAGGAUAGUCCAAAGGAGACAUUUUUCGAAGCUGAUCUGGUACAACAAAAUGAUCCAAACAGACCGAAAUUUGUUGCGGUUACGUCACUCGAAGACGUUCAAGCUGUUAGAUGUGCAGAGUUCCAUCCAAAUGGAACAGUUUAUGCGAUUGGAAGCAACUCAAAGACAUUUAGAAUUUGUGAAUACCCAUCAUUGUCUGAGAUAAGAGAUGAUCACCAAACAUACCAAGCGUCAGUAUUAUUUAAGAGAACGAAACAUCACAAAGGAUCAAUCUAUUGUAUGGCAUGGUCACCGCAAGGCGACUUAAUUGCAACGGGAUCAAAUGAUAAAACUGUAAAAUUAAUGCGAUACAAUGAUGAUCAAAAGCAGCUUGAAGGCAGAGAGAUUGAACUCACCAUGCAUGAUGGAACCGUACGCGAUUUGUGCUUUUUAGAAGACAGUUCAAAUAAAUCAUCGUUAUUAAUAAGCGGAGGUGCUGGUGAUUGCAAAAUUUACAUUACAGAUUGCGCGACGUCAACGCCGUAUCAAGCACUUAGUGGUCAUGGAAGUCAUAUAUUAUCACUCUACAACUGGGGUGGUGCAAUGUUUGUUUCUGGGUCACAAGAUAAAACUGUUCGAUUUUGGGACUUAAGAACGCGAGGUUGUGUAAAUGUCGUCACUCCAGCAACAAACCCAAAUUCUCGUCAGGGAUCACCUGUGGCAGCUUUAUGUGUAGAUCCUUCUGGACGUCUAAUGGUCUCUGGUCAUGAAGAUUCAUCAUGUGUACUGUACGAUAUCCGUGGUAACCGACCAAUUCAAUGCUUCAAACCUCAUUCAUCUGAUAUACGAUCAAUCCGAUUCUCACCAUCAGCAUAUUAUUUAUUGACUGGAAGUUAUGACAAUAAGUUGGUUUUAACAGAUCUACAAGGAGAUUUAACGAUGCCAUUACCAUCAGUUGUAGUUGCACAGCACUCAGACAAAGUCAUUUCUGGACGAUGGCAUCCAUCAGACUUUUCGUUCUUAUCCACCUCAGCUGACAAGACAUCCAAACUCUGGGCAUUGCCUCCAGUUUAAAAAACAUCAUUUUUAUUGGACAAACAUGACCUUUUUUUACCAUGACCGAUGCAGAUAUAUAUGCACAUAAACAUGUUAUGUAUUAAUUUAUUAACAUGACAUUACGAGAAGUA